This is a messenger RNA of Chironomus riparius, 474 nucleotides long. Lineage: Eukaryota; Metazoa; Arthropoda; Insecta; Diptera; Chironomidae. The record is from the annotation of a GenBank genome assembly.
AUGGCCCAAGCUGCUUAUCAACCUGUUCCAUUUAGUCCAACUAUGAAGCAUAGCGACAGAGAGAGAUUCAUUUGCAUUUAUCCAGCUUAUAUUGAUGCCAAGAAGACAGUAAAGGAAGGACGCAAAAUCCCUAAAUCGUUGUGCAUUGAAAAUCCAUCUUACCAAGAGAUUAAAGAUGUUUUGUCUGUUACAAACUUGAAUUGUGUAAUUGAGAACAAAAUUUAUCCAAGAGAACGAAGCAAAGAAUUACUUCAUCGUGGAAGAAUCCGUCUUCAAAUUAAACAUGAUGAUGGAACUCCAAUUAAUCCUGAUUUCUCAAAGAGAAUUCAAAUUUUGAAAUAUGUAGCAACAACCAUUCCUCAAUUAAAAACCCGUAUAGCCAAUCCAAAAGGUGAACAGCCACAAGCAUCUUCAAGUACACAACCACAACAUCAAGCAGGCAGCAAAAAGGGCAAAGGCAAAAAGGGAAGAUAA